Molecule: messenger RNA, 1632 nt
Organism: Nanorana parkeri
Lineage: Eukaryota; Metazoa; Chordata; Amphibia; Anura; Dicroglossidae
Gene: SLC49A3
Product: major facilitator superfamily domain containing 7
Exons: 10
Coding region: 128-1591 (487 amino acids)
Biological process (GO): transmembrane transport
Cellular component (GO): membrane
Molecular function (GO): transmembrane transporter activity
Source: RefSeq, a predicted model, not a curated record
UCAGAAGACAUACAAGCUGGGCUCUGUGUCUGCUAAUAUGACUGACACUAUUCAUUGUCCCCACACUGAACACUACUAGUAGGUGUCUGGGAAGAAAACUUUCAUCAUUGUAAAGUUCUCACUAGACAUGGCUGAAAUCAGUGAAGUGCCAGGACAGUAUGAGAAUGCCGGGGGAACACAGAAUGGAGACGAGGAGCCAGAGUCUGAAAGGUGCAAGAUGUUGAGAAAGCUCAUUCACUAUAAGCUAUACAGGACACGGUGGUAUUUCCUCGCAGUGGUGUGCCUGAUCAACGCUUCUAAUGCAAUGAUUUGGAUCACCUUUGCUCCAGUGGCUGAUUUAUCUGCGAGCUUCUUUAACUGUUCUCUGGAUACUAUUAACUAUCUUUCCCUUGUCUACCUCAUUGUAUCAAUACCAACUGGUUUUUUUGCUUCAUGGCUCCUGGACACUCUGGGAUUGAAAUAUGCCGUGAUUCUCAGCUCUUGGUUGAACAUGUUGGGUAGUAUAAUACGCUGUCUAAGUUUGGUAUCAUUCAUGAAUAUAAAGUGGAGUCCUUUGAUUUAUUUAUUUUUGGGCCAGAGUGUUUGUGCAAUGGCACAGCCACUUGUCCUAUUUGUACCUGCCAAACUUGCUGCUGUGUGGUUCCCAGAGCACCAGCGAGCUACAGCAAAUAUGGUUGCUUCCAUGUCAAAUCCAUUUGGCAUAUUUUUAGCAAACGUAUUGUCACCAGUAAUUGCUACUGAAGUUCAUUAUAUCCCAAUAGUAAUUGGAGUCUAUGGCAUAUCUGCUGUACUGGCCUGCUUAUUAGCAACAGCAGGAAUUUCUGCUAAAGCUCCUCCAACACCACCAUCAGCCAGUGCACUACAUUCCACUUCUGAACCAUUCUUUGCUGGUUUAAAACAGCUCUUGAAAAAUAAAGCUUACAUUAUCCUAAUGAUUUCCUUUGGAUCUGGCUUGGGGAUCUUUACAGCAUUUUCCUCAUUCUUGGAACAAAUACUGUGCUUCAGAGGAUAUCCAAAUUAUAUAUCCGGCUUGUGUGGAGCUCUGUUCAUCCUUGCGGGGGCUAUUGGAGCUCUGAUAUUUGGCAUUUAUGUUGACCGGACCAAGAAGUUUAUCGAAGUUGUCAAAAUAUGUUUUGCUUUGACAGCAGUGUCGUUAUCAGCAUUUGCUGUGAUGUCAAAUUUCAGGAACCAGCCUGUUCUGUUGGCAGUCAUAUGUUCUGUGCUUGGCUUUUUUUGUUUUGGACAAUAUCCCAUUGCAAUGGAGCUAGCAGUGGAGUGCUCCUACCCAGUUGGAGAAGGAAGUUCUACGGGUUUGGCUUUUAUUUCUGGUCAGGUCCAGGGAUUAAUCUUCAUGGUGCUGCUUCAGAUGCUUGCCAAGCCCUACGCUGCUCCUCCGCUAUCUUCAUGUGGCGUGAAUCAGAUAGAAAUAUAUGACUGGUCAAUUUCAACUUUAGUAAUGGCUGGUUUAUGCAGCAUCGGCGCUUGCCUGGUGAUCAUCUUUUUUCAUACAGACUACAAAAGAUUAGCAGCAGAAGCAAAUGCCGAGGAAAGUGUUAUCAACAUAAAUGAUGGCAAUGAACCACAGAGGUAAUAUAGGCUGCAAAGUUAUGAACCGAAGACCAAACAGACAAU